Molecule: messenger RNA, 6000 nt
Organism: Chelmon rostratus (copperband butterflyfish)
Lineage: Eukaryota; Metazoa; Chordata; Actinopteri; Chaetodontiformes; Chaetodontidae
Gene: sec24d
Product: SEC24 homolog D, COPII coat complex component
Exons: 23
Coding region: 145-3243 (1032 amino acids)
Biological process (GO): intracellular protein transport; COPII-coated vesicle cargo loading; endoplasmic reticulum to Golgi vesicle-mediated transport
Cellular component (GO): endoplasmic reticulum exit site; COPII vesicle coat
Molecular function (GO): SNARE binding; zinc ion binding
Source: RefSeq, a predicted model, not a curated record
CAAGCGUAGCGACCGGUGCUCUAGUGGAGUUUGACGUGGCACUCUGCUUUCACUGACGGCAACACAGUGAAGAGGACUCAGCCCGAUAUCCAGGUUGUCAAGACUCAUUCAUCUUGGCAUGAAAAGACAGUAACAGUCAUCAACAUGAGUCAACAGGGUUAUGUUGCGGCACCCCCGUACUCCCAGGCCCAGCCAGGGAUGGGGGGCUACCAAGGUGGAUUUGGGACUGGCCCUGCACAGCCCCUCUACGGGCAUUAUGGGGGACCACCCCAAGCAUUCGCCGCCCCGCCAACGGCUAUGAUGAAAUCACCAGUUUCUUCUGCUGCCGGCAUGCCUCCACCUCCAGUGUCCACUCAGUACAAUCCAAAUAUCCAGCAGAAUGGCGCACACCCACAAAGAUACCCCGCUCCACCAGCUGCUUCUGCUGCUUAUGGGCAACCUCCGCAGUCUCCAUACAACACCAUGGCCUCUCCGGCCCCGCCUCCAACUCAGCAGCUCACCAAUCAGAUGAGUGCUAUGAACUUGGGCAACUAUGCCCCAGGUCCCAUGCAGAGCCCUCCUCCCCCAUCGAGCUCUGUAGCCCAGCAGCCUUUCCAAACAUCCCCUCCUCCAGCAAUGGGCCAGCCACAGAUGCCUCCAGGCAUGCAGUCACCCCCAGCAACCAUGCCAAUGGCGGGCCCACCAAUGGGAGGCCCACAAAUGGCAGGCCCUCCAAUGGCAGGCAUGGGUAGACCCUUCCCCGGACCACCUCCUCCAGGCCCUGGAGGUUUCCAGCAGCCUAGUCUCGGAGGUGCUGGUCCACCAGGAUAUCCACAGCAAGCAGGUCAGUUUGGGGGACAAAUGGCUGGGCCCCAGCCAGGCAUGCCAGGGGCCUUCCCUGGAGCAGCAGCCGGACUGGCUGGACCACCUCAGAAGAAACUGGACCCUGACUCUAUCCCCAGCACAACCCAGGUGAUUGAGGAUGACAAAGCAAAGCAAGGGGGGCAGGUCUUCAACACAAACAUUAGAGGACAGGUUCCACCUCUGGUCACGACUGACUUCACAGUCCAGGACCAAGGCAAUGCCAGUCCCAGGUUCAUACGUUGCACCAGCUACACUCUACCCUGCACCACCGAUCUGGCCAAACAGUGCCAAGUGCCCCUGGCUUCCAUCAUUAAACCCUUUGCCAGUUUGCCAAAGAAUGAGACUCCUCUAUAUGUUGUGAACCAUGGCGAGACGGGCCCGAUCCGCUGCAACCGAUGCAAGGCCUACAUGUGUCCCUAUAUGCAGUUUAUUGAUGGAGGGCGUCGCUACCAGUGUGGUUUCUGCAACUGUGUCAAUGAAGUGCCAGUCUUCUAUUUCCAACAUCUGGACCACAUGGGCCGGAGGGUGGACUUCUACGAGAGGCCUGAGCUUUCCCUGGGGUCCUAUGAGUUUGUAGCCACCAUGGAUUACUGCAAGAACAACAAGCCCCCGAACCCUCCUGCCUACAUCUUUAUGAUUGACGUGUCCUACAACAACAUUAAAAGUGGGCUGGUGAAACUGAUAUGUGAUGAGCUGAAGACUCUGCUGGAGAAUCUGCCCAGAGAGGAAGGUGCGGAGAGCUCUGCGAUUAAGGUCGGCUUUGUCACCUACAACAAGGUCCUCCACUUCUACAACGUGAAGAGCGCUCUGGCUCAGCCUCAGAUGAUGGUUGUGUCAGACACGGCUGAGAUGUUUGUCCCGCUGCUCGACGGCUUCCUCGUCAACUACCAGGAAUCGAAGGCCGUGAUCUCCAACCUCCUGGACCAGAUCCCUGACAUGUUUGCAGACACCAACGAGAGCGAAACGGUCUUUGCCCCUGUCAUCCAGGCCGGCGUGGAGGCAUUCAAGGCAGCAGAAUGUAGCGGAAAGCUCUUCAUCUUCCACUCCUCCAUGCCAACCGCCGAGGCUCCCGGUAAACUGAAGAACAGGGAUGACAAAAAGCUGGUCAACACUGAGAAAGAGAAGACCCUGUUCCAGCCUCAGAAAGCAGUGUACGAGCAGCUGUCUAAGGAGUGUGUGGCACAGGGCUGCUGCGUGGAUCUCUUCCUCUUCCCCAGCCAGUACGUGGACUUGGCAACCAUGGCUGAUGUCCCAUCGCACACCGGAGGCUCCGUCUACAAGUACAACAACUUCCAGGUGGAGACCGACGGGGAGCAUUUCCUGAGAGAUCUGAGGAAAGACGUGCAGAAGAACAUCGGAUUUGAUACCAUCAUGCGUGUUCGUACCAGUACGGGCUUCAGAGCCACAGACUUCUUCGGAGCCAUCCAUAUGAACAACACCACAGACAUAGAGAUGGCAGCUGUGGACUGCGACAAGGCUGUGACCGUAGAGUUGAAGCACGACGACACGCUCAGUGAGGAGACUGGGGCGCUCAUGCAGUGUGCCUUGCUGUACACCACCAUCAACGGGCAGCGACGUCUCCGCAUCCACAACCUCAGCCUGAACUGCAGCUCGCAGCUGUCUGAGCUGUACAAGAGCUGCGAGACCGACUCACUCAUCAACUUCUUCGCCAAAUCAGCUUACCGCGCCAUAUUGAACCAACCUCUCAAGAAUGUGAGGGAGAUCCUGGUCAACCAGACAGCCCACAUGCUGGCCUGCUACAGGAAGAACUGUGCCAGCCCCUCCGCUGCCAGCCAGCUGAUCCUGCCUGACGCCAUGAAGGUGUUUCCAGUCUACAUGAACAGCCUCAUGAAAACCGCUCCCUUGGUCGGCAGCACGGAGCUCUCGACAGAUGACAGAGCGCAUCAGAGGCUGUCGGUCAUGGCCAUGGGGGUGGAGGACACACAGCUGCUGCUCUACCCACGCCUCAUCCCGCUGCACAACAUGGACGUGAGCAGCGAGGCCCCACCUGCUCCGCUGCGCUGCUCGGAGGAGCGUCUGACAGACGCUGGCAUGUUCCUGCUGGAGAACGGCCACUCCAUGUUUCUGUGGCUGGGCCAAGCGAGCCCGCCAGACCUCAUCCAGAGCAUCUUUAACCUGCCCUCGCUCGCCCACCUGCAAGGACACAUGCCCGCUCUGCCAGAACUGGACAACCCAUUGUCAAAGAAGGUGCGAUCCAUCAUCAGCGGCCUGCUUGAAAAGAGGCCGAACUCCAUGAAGCUCCAAAUCGUGAGGCAGAAGGACAAACCAGAGAUGCUGUUCCGUCAGUUCCUGGUGGAGGAUAAAAGCCUGCACGGUGGAGCUUCCUACAUGGACUUCCUUUGCUACGUUCACCGAGAGAUCAGGCAGCUGCUCACUUAACCCGCGACGCUUGGCCUCGGCUUCCCUUCCCCGACCGGCCUGGGAGAAACGCGACAUCUAUCUAACGGACCACGCACAAAUCUCACAGGGUCAGUCUCACUCUGCUCCAUUUGAAUUCUUUAGGACGGUCCACAGAAAGAAACUUGUGCGAGUUUGACAAAGACAGAGGAAGAAUGGAGUGACCAGGAGGAGCCGUUUGAGAUUUAAUCCUGAGAGUCCAAAGCUGCCUUUCUGACCCGCUUUAGAUAACACACAGUAUGAUCUUCAAAUAACCACUUGUCAGAUGAGGAACUUCCAAGUAAAACUGGAGACAUGAAGUGGACAACACAUCCAACAUGUCCCACAGAUACGUGUGUGUGAAGAACUGUGGAGACCGGAAUGACAUCAGUGUCUGAGGCUGGAACGCAUUUUGGCACAAGGCCCACUGGCACAAGCAAUACAGCAUAUUUCUCCACUGUGCAAGCCUUUUUUUCAUUUCUCUUUGUAGAUUAAGUGUCAAGACAAGGGGUUAUUUGUGGGCAAUACUGUAGAUGUUGACUUUGAAACUCAAAAAUGUCCGCCCGUCUUUGUUAUACGUAAGUUUCUCCCAUGAAAACUACAUAUGUAAGGAGUCUCAGUAACUCAUUUUAAAAUCUUAACUUCUUUUUUAAACAAGCUCAAAAGAAAUUUUACAGUAUUUAAACAGCAUACAUAUAGAGGUUUCUACAUUUUAUCACACUUUUGCUGCCCAAGUGGAAAAUGUACUAAAAUAAACAUUUCAAUGAUGUAUCCACAUUAUCAGGUACUUCAUAAUUUAGCAGAAACUGUCCUUUUUCAAAGGAGGUAAUGGCACAUCCAACUAUCUCAGAUUUUUCUCUUCAGUCAUGAAAAGAAGAUCCGGCACACUGCCUGUACUCAGCAUCACAAUUCACUGAUCGUACCAACGUUGCAUCAAGAGUGUUCGUCACGGGAGUUAAACACGCUAGGCAAAGGUGCGGGGGGACCAAAUCAUGAGUAUGAUCAGUCGGUUGUGAUGCUGAGCAAGAGCAGUGUGCGGGAUCUUCUUUUGGUAAAUAAAAUAAAAUCUGCUGCUGCCACAACUGAAUUCAUGCAGUGCAUUUGUGUGACACAUGCUCCCAACAGAAAAAAACAAUCAGAUUCUUUGAGCAUUUACAGCAGAGAUUUGAUUUUCACACUGUGCAGUGAUGCAGAAAACAUUUUGUUUGGUGUUCUGAGAUUAAAAUGAAAUGAACACAGCUGUUGCUCUGCAUAGAAAACAGGGACCAACUUGUGUGUCCUGAUGGAAAAAACUUUAUUUUUCUACACGACACGAGUCAGAAUAGGAACUGGAAAGGGAUGCUUCAAGGAGACUUAUUUAAAAGGUUUAGGGACCAAAUAUGCAGCUUCUCUCUAAAACGGCCACACAACAAUCCAACAAGGGAAAAAAAAAUAUCUCGUAACUCGUCGGACUGAUUCAAUUUCACAGAUCGGGCUUGUGCCAGGACAGCUGUAAAAUGAGCAGUUACGACUGGAUCAUCAGAGUUUGUCAGCAGACUGUUGGUGAGGAAGAACUCGCUGCUCAACCCAAAUUCAGUCAAAUCUUGUCACUUUAAUAACUGUAGACAAAAUCGUCUGUAGUGAUAUGUAACAUUUCAGUCUUGAGUUUCAGAACAGUAACAGCAUCAAACUGUAAUGCGUUGCUGGUUUUUGUCGAGGUAAUUGCUUCUGUAUAAUUCAUGUACACAUCUGUACGAUUUUGUGUUCGUGUGACCUACAAAAAGUCUUUUUGUACAUGAAAUACACAACUUGUGUUUUCAAAAUAUUACCAUCUGCCUUAAGUUGAUAUUAUAGUUGUUGAAAAAAAAUCUUAAAAUAUAUAUGUGCUCGAGGUUUAUGGCUGAUUUCAAUCUUUUUGGUUUGUAUGCAAACAUAUCUCAGGUUAUUUGAGUACCUUCGUGUUUUAAGUUGGAACAAGUGAUUUCAAUUAAACUGGAAAGCUGGACGGCUGUUUUUUUGAGCACACUUAUAGAAAUUCAUGAUGGGCCAUGUGUAUUUUAUUCCAAACCCUCAACAAAUUUUGUCUGAAUUAAAUUCUUGACAUAACUUUUGUUGCUCAUUUUAUUUCGCCAUGACAAAUACAUUUAGUUCACAAGUACAGAAAAUUUAUCAAAGAAUUGAACAAGUUCUUUUUAAAUGUGAAUGUUUGUCCAAACACUCAACACAGAAAACCCUCUGACCUUUCUCAAGAAAACCUGUUCCAUGUAAAACCCUUAUUGGUUGAACUUAACAAAAUGCACAUUCAGUCUGCUGAUUGGUGGUCAUCUUCCUGUCUAUUGCACCGUAUCGAAGAUUCAAUUCGGAUCAUUUACAAGUACACAAGAAUUAUUUUAGAUUCAAGCACAAACAAACAAUAAAAUCAAUAUAGGAACAGCAGACUGUGUUAAUUUGGUUGUUUGACAAGCUUUAAUCCUCUUGGAGAGGUAUUUUUGUCCUAGUCUGUGUUGUCCUCUUGUCACCAUGAGGGGGUGCCAGAUGACACUUCUUCAGUCAGAGAAGAUCCAGAAUAAUCUGCUCAUGUUGGACAACGAGCUACUUCUGACCCUAACGAACAGAAACUGGUUGAUAGAAAAAAGAUAUACUAAAUAUAUAGUUGGUUUGUCUCUGCAGCCGCCGGAACUCUUCAUGAAGCAUUUUAUGCCAAUCAAAGCGAUUCAGACAUGUAUUGUAAAAUCUCAUCGAACACUUGUGGAGAUACAACUUCAGUUGUUCUCAAUUUAA